Prorocentrum cordatum is the source of this 3243-nucleotide messenger RNA. NCBI's taxonomy places the organism in Eukaryota, Dinophyceae, Prorocentrales, Prorocentraceae. The record is from the annotation of a GenBank genome assembly.
AUGCCGCAUGCAGAGGCUCAGAGUCUCCGGCGCAGUGCUGUCGUGCCCAACGGCCGUGGCCUACCCAGUGCCGCCAGCAUGCCCAGUGCUGUCGUGCUAGCGGGCGACGCUCACCUGCCCCCGCCGGCGGCCUGUGCGGUGCCGGAGCCCCUUGCCUGCCCAGCGGCCCCGCCGCCGGCGAUGUGCCCCGCGGAGUGGAAUUGGCGUGUCGUCCUCGCAGGUCCCACGUGCUUGGACUCCUGGGCCGUGGUCCUGACGCCAGAUGGUGACGUGUAUAUUGAGGACGUCGACGCCGCAGUGGCAGUGCGAUGGUUCGGCCCAAACAACGAGAUCGAAGCUCGGGAGCCGUGCAAAAUCUUGUGUACCAUUGGCGAUUUCCCGAAUCAGGGCGCCCUGCGGCGGCGGGGCAACGCCGUGGCGGCGUCGGCUGGCGCGGGCGCAGCGGGCCGGCCGCGCCAGCCGCCGGGGUUGGCCGUGGCGCUGGCGCCAGGCGCCCCGGCGUGGGGCGAUGACGACGGCUCAGGCCCGCGGCGCUGUGAGCUCAACGUCGGGCCCGUGGCGGUGCAGACCGCGCGCUGGGUGGCCGCUGAGAGCGCAUUGUGCCGAGGAGGCGCAGUCAGCCGCGGAGAUUAUGUGAACCCCAACUGUUCGGAUAUGGCCAUCCAGAUGCAGGGGGUCGUCGUGGUGAUAGGAGUCGCCGCGCCGGUGAUAGGAGUCGCCGUGCUGCUCGAGGAAAUCGGAGAUUGUGACGUCGAGACCUACCGCUCGAAGGGGGCGCAUCACGAUGCGUGGUUUCGGAAAUUGCAGCGAGAUGGUCGUGGCGAGCGACAUCGGCUAGCGCGAGAUGUCGCUCGUGACGCGAGCGCCGUGGAGCAGAGGCAUGAGACGCUCGCCAAGAUCCUGGAGAGGUUCGGCGGCCACCACCAGUGCGACAUAGCGAACCGGGCGAGCGCUGAGGACAUUCUGCGGCGGAUGCGGAUGAUCGAGUGUUUCUACCGCGAAAUCGGAGUGCUGGGGCCUGCGAGGGGCCAGGACCCCCCGCUUAGUCCAGGCAAGGGCGGAGGGUCCGGUGGCUUGAGGCGGCGGCUGGAGCUGUCGCCCGCUGUGGUGCUGGCGUGGGGAGCUGGCCUGCGGCACGGCCCGUGGGGGCCGUGGGCUGAGCUGGGCGCGCGAGGCAUUGGGGAAGGUCGAGAUCAGACGUUCCCGGGAGUGUCCCAGAGGCUACACGAGGGCGUCGAGAUACGGGACGGGAAAACCGUACCCAACCAGUGCACGCAUCACAGUCGCGUGUGGCGGAUAUUCCCAGCCACAGCUGGCGGCGGGGGCGCCCAGCUGCAGGAACAGCGGGGCAAGGGCGGGGAAGGCGGCUUACCCGUCUGGUGCAAGCAACAGGCGGGGCAGGAGGCUCCCGCCGGCCGGCCGCCGCCCACCGGCUUCGCGCACCGCCUCGCCACGCACUACCAGCUCGCCUUCGGGCCGGCCGACGAUGCUGCGGGGGGCGGGGGCGCCGCGCCGUUGAGCCUGGCGGAGCCGGCGCCGCUGAGCGAGCUGGGGCCACCUCCAGGCUCGCGCGUGCUGGAGGCGGCGCAGCGCGCCCUGAGGAGCGGGGACGUGGAGGGCACGGCGCUCGUCCCGCUGGCGGGGCUGCCGUUCUCGCUGGGGCGCAGCUACACAUUCUCCGUGCGGGUCGGGAUCCCGCCGCAUUGGUCGCCGUGGAGCCCGGGUGGCAGCCCCCUGGCGGUGGACGUGCCGCCGCUGAGCUGCCCCCGCGCCGAGCUGCGCGUCGUGCGGGUGCUGAACAGGAAGGAUCGAGGGUCGAGGAAGGUCACGCUGGAGUGGGAUCCGGUCGUGUGCGACUUCGGCCACGUCCCGGUCGAGUUCCGCGUGUCCAUGCGCUGCGCCGCUGGCGAUCGCUCCGAUGGCGAGGCCGGCCAGCCCGUGGAGCAGCUCCUGGCGCUGCAUCGCGAGGAUGCGUGGCCGCCGUGCGGCCAGGAGCACCGGCCCUGCUCGCGGCUCGAGGUGGCCGUGCAGGGCUUCGAGCCAGGGCGCGACUACGAGUUCCUGCUGGCCGCCCGGCACGAGCUCUUCGGCUUCCCGCCGGCCCACUUUGUGGAGGUCGGGCGCUCGUCCGCAUUCCACUGGCACGAGCGGCUGUGCGAGGAGUGGUCCAUGCAGGUGGACCGGGCCCUGCCCGCUCCGGAGCAGGCGGCCGUGCCCCAGGAGCUGGAAGAGAGUAGUACCCGCUGGCAGGGCUCUUCGGUGCUUCUGGCGUGGCCGGCGAUCGCGGCCGCUGGCGACGGCUGCGGCCAGCUGGAGCUCCAGGGCCGUGGCGAGGUCGACGAGCACGCGGUGCUGGGGUGGAGGGCGCUGCAGUGGGUGCGCGUGCGGCUGGACGGCGCCGACUACGUGGCCGCGCUGGACGUGCCGUUUCAGAGCGGCCGAUUCAGGUGGCGCCACAGCGCCAGGCCCGUCCCCGGCCCCGCCAGCGACGUGUGCCUCGCGCACGUGCCCGCCACCGGGCCGCCGACCGCCGAGGUGCUCUGCACGACCUGCGCCCUGCGGGCCCGGGUGCGCGCGGGGAUCACCAGGGAGCAGCAGCGCGCCGCGCCCUCGUUCCGCGUGCGGCAUCGCCGCCUGGGCGGCGCCGCCGGGGGCCCCCAGGGGUGGCGCGCGCUGGACAUGCAGACGGUCGGCAAUGGGGCGCCGGGCUGCCUGCUGCUGGAGGCGCUGCUCGGGGAGGAGCACGGGCUGGUGCAGGGCGAGUCCUACGCGUUCUGCGUGCAGCUCGUCUCGGAUUGCGGGCGCAGCUCGCGGUGGUCCGCGGAGUCCGAGGCCGUGCUCUUCGGCGUCCCCGUCUCCUUCUCCGCCGACGUGGCCGCCUCCGAGCUCGCAGUAGAGGCGGCGUCGGCGCGCUCGGUGACGUUCCGCUGGCCGCGGCUGAGCGCCCCGACGGUGCUGCGCCCGACCCUGACGCCGGCCGGCCCGGCGCUCUUGGAGUGCCGGCUCGUGGUGCGCCGUCGCCGCGCAGACGGGGCCCUCGAGGACCGCGCGUCUCGGGGGGCUGGCGAGGACUCGGAGCCGCCGGCCGAGGCCAAGGUCUUCAACCUGCUGCCCGCCACGGAGUACGCCGCCGAGCUCUCGGUGAGGCUGGCGCGGCUGGGAACCAGGGCCUGGCAGCCCACCGGACUCGAGGCCUCCUUCAUCACGCCCCCGGAGCCGGAGAGGCCGCGGCGCACGCCCUGA